This is a messenger RNA of Schistocerca americana (American grasshopper), 615 nucleotides long. Its product is annotated as trypsin-like. Lineage: Eukaryota; Metazoa; Arthropoda; Insecta; Orthoptera; Acrididae. Gene Ontology annotation, biological process: proteolysis. The transcript has 2 exons. The coding region runs from base 13 to 615 and encodes 200 amino acids. The record is from RefSeq and is a predicted model, not a curated record. Gene Ontology annotation, molecular function: serine-type endopeptidase activity.
CUCUACUUCACCAUGGGCAACUACAUGUGUGGCGCCUCGAUCAUCAGCAACACCUGGGCUCUGUCUGCGGCCCACUGUGUAGACGGCUACUCCACCAGCCAGAUGCUGCUGCGCGCUGGCACCUCCACCAGGGGUAGCGGUGGCACCACCCACAACAUCGCCACCGGCUACAUACACGGGAGCUACUCUGAUCCCGACUACGACAUCGCCGUCGUGCAGGUAUCCAACGCCUUCAGCUUCAACAGCAACGUGCAGGCCGUGGGUCUGACCUCGUCAGAGCCCUCUGCUGGAACGUCGGUAACAGUUACCGGCUGGGGUGCGACCUCAUCUGGCGGCAGCGCCUCCAACACGCUGCUGGAGGUGAACGUCCAGAUCAUAGACCGCAACACGUGCAACCGCUCGUACGGUUAUAUCACCAGCCGCAUGAUCUGCGCAGGAGUGACCGGAGGCGGUAAGGACUCCUGCCAGGGAGACAGCGGCGGCCCUCUGGUGACCGGUUCCACGCAGGUCGGUAUCGUCUCCUUUGGAGAGGGCUGUGGCUUGGCCAACUAUCCGGGAGUCUACGCCAAUGUAGCCAACCUGAGGUCCUGGAUCAAGCAAGCGUCUGGAGUCUAA